AUGAGUUGCAUAUUCUGCGACGCCAUUAUAGAAGAUGGACAGCCCACAGUUGUUCUACGCCAGAAAGGAUGUGAUGCUAUCAACGCUUUAGCACAUACACUAGAUCUCACCUUCACUGUUAUACCUGGACAAACCGUACAUACAGUGUGUCGGCGAGACUUUUGCAGACAAAAAGAACUAAGGCGUUCCAAAAACCAUGAUCAGAAUUUGUCAGAAGAGUAUAGACGUUUGCGAUCGGGCGGUGGAUUUGACUUUGAAAAACAUUGUUUAUUUUGCGGACAAGUCGGGAAAACUAGUGGAAACAAACGGGGAUUUGAUGUAUUUCCAGUUCGAACGUUUGAUUUCCAAAAUAAAAUACGACAACAGUCAUUAAACAGAGAUGAUGAAUGGGGAAAUCAGGUGCUGGCACGAUUGGGGUAUGCACACGAUUUACCAGCUGCAGAUGCACUAUAUCAUCAAACGUGCAGUGUUAACUUUCGAACUGGACGACAGAAACCCAUCAGCAAACAAACUGAAUCUGAAAUUCCCAUUAAGUCUCCAAAAGGGCGUCCAGAGAAUCAAAGACAGAGUGAAGCAUUUCUGACUGUAACACAAAGAUUAGAAGAAAACGACGAUGAGCAAACAAGUAUUAAUGACCUUGUGAAACAGAUGGACGAUUUAUAUCCAGACCAUGCAUACAGUGCGGUGUAUAUGAAAAAGAAAUUAAUGGAACAAUUUAAUGAUCAGAUAGUUAUCACAGAGAUAAAUGGAAUUCCUAAUAUUGUUACUUUUAAAAAAACAGUCUCCACUAUAUUAAAUGAAUUUUACAAGCAAGACAAAGACUUGGAUCCAUCGCAAAAGAAAAUAUCAAUUAUUCAAACAGCGGCGAAACUAAUCCAAAGUGAUAUUAAAGAUAUACGCGUGUCGAAGGCAUUUUACCCUCCACCACAAGACAUUUCUGAUCUUGAAAAAAACCUUGAGUACUUACCAGACUCACUAAGGACAUUUCUGCAGACCCUCUUACCAAAGAAGACAAACCCCGUCAAGGUUGCUUCUAUAGGACAAGCUAUUGUGCAAUCUGUCAGACCGCGAAUGACACUUCCUCCAUUGCAACUUGGUCUUGCCGUGCAAUUGCACAAUCAGUAUUCGUCGCGUUUUUUAAUUGAUGUUUUGAACAAAUUGGGUUUCUGUACCUCGUAUAAAGAAGUCAUGAAAUUUGAGUCAAGUGCCGCUGUUCAAAAUGGAACUCAGAUUUCAGGAGUGAUGCCAUCAAAUUUCAUUCAGUUUGCUGCCGACAACGUUGAUCACAAUGUUAGAACGUUGGAUGGACAUGACACAUUUCAUGGUAUGGGGAUCAUUGCCGCCGUUACCCCUGGUGUCAAAGAAGAAAUGCCUAUACCACGCAUUCAUGUUUCUAAUGAAGACCUUGUUUCUUCGGGCGCGAUCAAUAUAAAGAUUUACAAGGCUCCAUUAGAACUCCCAAGUUUACUUCUGAAAAGUUUAAAAGUCAGAAAUGUAGAGGACCCAACAGACUGCCAGGAUAUCUUGUUAGAAGUUGUCCGGCCACUCAAGUCCAUAACCCCUGGAUGGUCAGGAUUUAUGCAAGCCGUAGAAGAAGGGUAUUUCCCCGGCAGAUCUUCUAUCAAGUUCCUACCUAUGAUCGACCUAAACCCAAGUGAUUUGUCCUGUAUUUACUCAACAUUAUAUUUCGUGUCUGCAGAGGCUAAAAAAUACCGAACUACGCCGGUUGUCACAUUCGAUCAACCUCUUUAUUGGAAAGCAACAUCCAUUUUACAAAGCGAGAAUAAGGACAGUCCAUUAAAAGAUGUUGUGCUCAUACUAGGAGGGUUUCACCUUCAAAUGAGUUUUCUCGGAAGUGUAGGCCAUCUUAUGCAAGCAACCGGAUUACAAGAUGCAUUAGAAACUGUUUACGCAUCAAACGCGGUAGAACAUAUGAUGAGCGGAAAGGCGGUUUCGAGGGCUGUGCGUGGGCAUCUGUUGGUUUAUUCGGCGCUCGUUAUGAUGCUUACCUCGGACAUAUAUGGGAUACCAUUACCGAUAGAGAACAAUCAGACAUCUGUAGAAAAAGUUUCCGAGUCAGUUGAUGUAGCACAAGAAGACCUACCUGGAUAUCGCUCAGAGGCCAUAGACACUCAAAGUGACCUCAAGGAACUCGAGACAAUAUCAGUUCUGUACGACAAGUCAAUCAACAAAGAAAUAGCACCUGCUAGUCUGAAAGAAAACGAAGUUUUUCAAAAUGUCAAAAUGAAGCUAGACUCGAAAAUACUGGAACUAAAAUCAUACCCGACAUCAGCUUUGUGGAUCCAAUACAUUAAGAUGAUUGAAAUACUCAGGCAAUUCAUUAAAGCAGAGAGAACGGGUAAUUGGGACUUGCACCUUCAGUCAGUUGAACGUAUGCUUCCUUAUCUGGCCGCAUCAGGGCAUAAUUUGUAUGUUAAGUCAGCAUACCUCUACCUUCAACAAAUGAAUGAGCUACAGGAAACGCACCCAGUAAUUUAUGAAAAGUUCAUGAAUGGUUUCCAUGUGAUACGACGGAGUGAUCGCUACUGGGCUGGGUUGGCUACUGAUUUGACAAUCGAGCAGACUCUGAUGAGGACUCUAAAAUCUACUGGUGGUAUGACAAGAGGAAAGGGAAUGACGGAAAUUCAAAGAGCUCAGUGGUUACUUUCAAUGCCCGUAUGUGCAGCAGUAAACUCGUCGAUGCAAGCGUUAACUGAUACGGAAUAUAUAACAAGUGAGCAACAUAAAGAGUGUUCCAAAACUAGACAAGAACGCGACACGAAAGAUCGGAAUACAAUUUUGACAUUCUUGGAUGAACGAAAGCCAUUUGCAGCAGUGAAUUCCUUAAGAAACAUUGAAACUGGGGUUACGUCAACAGAUGAUGUGAAUGCCCAUCAAGCGCAUGAAAUUGGUAGCGCCAUAAUUAAUGAACUCAGAGGUCAGAAUGUGAUGGAUGUUUCGUUUAAGAAAGGUCGACAAGUGGUGACAUUAAAAACGCAUUCUGUGUUGCAAGCUGGAAACCAAAUUGUACAUGUAAGCCCACAACUUCUAUUCCAACGUCUGUAAGUAGCGGCA
This is a messenger RNA of Dreissena polymorpha, 3075 nucleotides long. RefSeq lists its product as uncharacterized. Lineage: Eukaryota; Metazoa; Mollusca; Bivalvia; Myida; Dreissenidae. The coding region runs from base 1 to 3066 and encodes 1021 amino acids. The transcript has a single exon. The record is from RefSeq and is a predicted model, not a curated record.